GAAUUAUUUGCGCGGGAGUUGCUUCAAAAUAACGUGCAAGUCAUGGAGACACCAGCAGAAAGUGCAACGGUCGAAGCCCCGGAGGUGGGAGCGGCUGCGAAAAAGGCACCUCGACCCAAACCCACGCAUCCUACCUACAUAGAAAUGGCCAAAGACGCUAUAGCAACUCUCGCUGAGCCAAAAGGCGCCACAGUCCCGGCCAUUGUGAGUUUUAUUUGCGGGAAACACAAGCUCGAUGUCGAAGUGGUGAAACAGCAUCUAAAGCCCGCCUUGGCCAAGGGAAUUACAGAAGGCGUGUUCGUGCGUCCGAAGUCGUCCGCGGAUUCCAAGGGUUUUACUGGACGCUUCAAGCUGGAUAAAGCCAAGGCUGCGGAGGAAAUAAAAGCCAAGAAAAAGAAAGAAAAAGAAGCGCAAGCAAAGGAGAAAAAGAAAGAAUCGGGAACAAAGACAACAGCCGUGAAAAAGAAACCGCUUGUCAAAAAAACACUUGCCAAGAAGUCGCCCAACAAGGUGGUUGCAAAGAAACCAACAACAAAGAAGGUUGGCACAAAACCACCAAAACCGAAGACUACAACAUCAAAACCCAAUACCAAGGCAUCAAAACCAACGGCUGAGAAAAAACCAAAAGCAGCAAAGGUACUUUUUGCUACACUGAAGACGCCAAAGAAAACCCCAAGCAAACUGAAGACUUCAUCUUCUGCAAAAAAGAACUCUGCAUCGAAGAAAAAGUGAACUCUCUGCUUGGGUUUGCAUAGGGCGUGGUCUUUGAGAAAAAUAUGACUUGAAUAUUGUGCUUUUUGUUUUAGGUGCUGAAACUUGUAGUGUCUUUUUGUACAUGUGACAUUGUAUGAAUUUGUGUCAUCAAAUAUUUUUUUGGUAAUUAUUGAUAUAACUUUCCUGUCUUUAUUUUCAUCAAAUUUGUCAUACAUUUACCUAUUUUCAUUUACCUUUUGUUUGUUCCAAUAUGAUU
Molecule: messenger RNA, 970 nt
Organism: Dreissena polymorpha
Lineage: Eukaryota; Metazoa; Mollusca; Bivalvia; Myida; Dreissenidae
Product: histone H1, orphon-like
Exons: 3
Coding region: 43-732 (229 amino acids)
Biological process (GO): nucleosome assembly
Cellular component (GO): nucleosome
Molecular function (GO): DNA binding
Source: RefSeq, a predicted model, not a curated record